Fusarium oxysporum Fo47 is the source of this 1963-nucleotide messenger RNA. Its product is annotated as ADP-ribosylation factor GTPase-activating protein. Gene Ontology annotation, biological process: COPI coating of Golgi vesicle. Gene Ontology annotation, molecular function: GTPase activator activity. Bases 219 to 1655 code for a protein of 478 amino acids. The record is from RefSeq and is a predicted model, not a curated record. The transcript is spliced from 5 exons. Lineage: Eukaryota; Fungi; Ascomycota; Sordariomycetes; Hypocreales; Nectriaceae.
CAACUGCCCUUGACUACACUUCUCCUUAAUUCUCGACUCUGUCUUGUCCUGUCUUGUCUUAGCAAUACAAAAUACCCCCCCAAUCCAAUUCUGUCCUCUCUUUGACACGUCGCAAAUACGCUAGGAUAUAACUCCUUUUCGCGGUGCCGAGACCUCUUCUGUUGCUGCCUUUCUGUGUCACCUCUAUACUCCCGCCUUAUUACGGCCUAAUAGUUAAGAUGAGCGCCCUUGCGUCAAAGCAGCAGUCGCUCAAGAUCUUUGAGAAGUUAAAGACUAAGCCCGCGAACAAAAUCUGCUUCGACUGCGGCCAAAAGAACCCGACAUGGACAUCCGUCCCCUUUGGCAUCUACCUCUGCCUUGACUGCUCCUCCAACCACCGAAACCUUGGUGUCCAUAUCUCAUUUGUGCGAUCAACGAACCUCGACCAGUGGCAAUGGGACCAGCUCCGAGUUAUGAAGGUCGGCGGUAACGAGUCUGCCACCAAGUUCUUCCAGCAGAAUGGCGGUACCGCGGCGCUCAAUAGUAAGGAUCCUAAGACGAAAUACCAGUCCAACGCCGCCACCAAGUAUAAGGAUGAGCUCAAGCGCCGCGCUGCGCGAGACGCCCAGGAAUACCCCAACGAGGUUGUUAUUACUGAUGCUACCGACGACGGAGCCGCCACACCUGCUGGCGAGCCCGAUGACGACUUUUUCUCCUCCUGGGACAAGCCUGCUAUUAAGCGACCUACCCCUCCUGUCUCUCGCACCGGAACCCCCCCUGUCGUCGGCCGCACUCCCUCUCCCUUCUUGAACUCGGGUAAUGGUAAGGAUAUCGCACGUACAGCUUCGCCUCUGUCCCGAUCUUCCACUGGCGACAACAAGCCUGCCAGCCGAAUCACUACUUCCGCCGCUCUACGCAAGACGACCACUUCCACCGGUCCCCGAAAAGCCAACGUUCUCGGUGCCAAGAAGACCACCAAGCUGGGCGCAAAGAAGGUCACUAGCGACGUGAUUGACUUUGACGAGGCGGAGCGCAAAGCUAAGGAAGAGGCUGACCGAAUUGCGAAGCUCGGUUACGAUCCUGAUGCUGAGGAGGAUCCCGCGACCAAGAAUGCCUCUGGAUCUGGUGCCGCCAUCAUCUCUCCCACUCCCGUCAGCCCCAGCCGCGGCACAAGUUCAUCGCAUACUCGCCAGAAGUCUGAUGCUGAAGUCGAGCGACUGGGCAUGGGCAUGGGCCGACUGGGAUUCGGACAGAUUGGUGGUCCCAAGGCUGCUGCUGCUCCUAAGAAGAACGCCGGAGGCUUUGGUUCCGUUGGACCUGUGAAGGCCGCUGCUGUUGAUGACUCAGAGAGAUAUGCUCGCGACAAGUUCGGCACCCAAAAGGGUAUCUCAUCCGACGAGUUCUUCGGAAAGGGUGCCUAUGACCCCAACUCUCAGGCUGAGGCCAAGACCCGACUCCAAGGCUUCGAGGGCGCAACCGCCAUUUCUUCAAAUGCCUACUUCGGCCGACCAGAGGACGAGCCCGAGGAGGAAUACGGCGAUCUCGAGUCUGCCGCCAAGGACUUUGUGCGCAAGUUUGGUAUCACAGCUGGUGACGAUCUUGAGAAUCUCACACAAAUGGCCGGUGAGGUGUCCUCACGACUCCAGGGCGCCAUUCGAUCAUACCUCGGGAACUAGACGAACUUUGCCCCUAUUGGUUCGAGGUUUAGGUGUGCGUGACUGUUUCUCAUGCUGAGAAGCGUCCUGUUGGUGAAAAGGCAGCAGAUGAGAAGAACAACCAAAAGAGGCAUGCGCCUGUUCGAUUAUCACUAUCGAGCGAGAAUUGGCGCACGGAGAAGAUGCUCUUUGGCAUGAAUCUGGGGUCGGGAUGCUUUUUGGAGCUGGCGUACAUGUGAAGUCAAAGUUGACUGCUUGGUUACUCGAAGUAUGAAAUAGAUUUGAUGUUUUCCUAGUUUAUUAAAUCAAAAACGUAUCAUUUUGGCUCA